This is a messenger RNA of Podarcis raffonei (Aeolian wall lizard), 3494 nucleotides long. It is a transcript of the gene ZNF775, whose product is annotated as zinc finger protein 775. The record is from RefSeq and is a predicted model, not a curated record. Bases 105 to 1757 code for a protein of 550 amino acids. The transcript has 3 exons. NCBI's taxonomy places the organism in Eukaryota, Metazoa, Chordata, Lepidosauria, Squamata, Lacertidae.
CAUUGCAUUCUCUUGGCCAGUGCAAACAGAGGAGCCAGCUGGUUGCAGAAGGCGGGGAUUGGCUGGCAGAGCCCAAGUCACCAGGCUUCCCAGAGCCAGGAAGGAUGGAGGAAAGGAGAGAGAUUGGUGGCCUCCUGCGUAAGAGAGAUUCUGGAGAAAACGAAGCGUCCCAGAACGUCAGCUCAGAAGUCCUCUGCACGACCAGAUAUACCGAAGAGGGAAGUUGUCCAGAAAAAGAGGCCAAGAAACCAAACGGAACCACCGACACGAAGCGGGCAGUGAAAGGCGCCAUUUUCCAGUGCGCCAGCCGGAGAAGGAGUUUCCCUCGAUGGCACAGACUGGCCGUGAGGAACCAGAAGAUGCCCCCAGCGGAGGAGGAGGAAGAAGACGACCCCAACUCCGGAGGAAGCAGGGGCUUGUGCACCUAUGGCGCAGGAAGAGCGGACUUGGCGGGUGAAGAGCUGCGCAGCGCUGUCCGAGUUGGGGAGGGCAAAGCGACCCAGAGAACGGGCGCCGCGGAGGGAGACUUCACCUGCGGGGAGUGUGGGAUAGGCUUUGCCUGGCGGUCAUCGCUGAACACCCACCAGCGCACCCACACCGGGGGGAAGCCCUUUGGGUGCCAGGCGUGCGGGAGGCGCUUCAGCCAGAAGCAGCACCUUGCCAAGCACCAGCGGACCCACUUCCGGGCGCGGCCAAGCCCAAGCGCCUGCCCCGAGUGCCAGCGGAGCUUCAGCAACAAGGCGGUGCUGCGCCUCCACCGACGGAUCCACGCCUGCCAACGUCGGCUGGUUUUCCAGGAGCUGAAGGAGGCCUACCGGGAGACGGUGGCCAGGCAGCGGGAGGAGGCGCGGGCCAGCCUGGGCUGGGCGCCAGCGCGGCCCACAGGGCGCCGUCGGGGGGUGAAGAAGUUCAUCUGCAGCGAGUGCGGCAAAGGCUUCACCUGGUGGUCCUCGCUCAGCAUCCACCAGCGCAUCCACACAGGCGAGAAGCCCUUCCCGUGUGCCCAGUGCGGGAAGAGCUUCACCCAGAAGCCCAACCUCCUGCGCCACCUCCGGUACCACAGCGGCGAGAGGCCUCACGCCUGCGCCGAGUGCGGAAAAGGCUUCACCCAGAAGCAGCACCUGCUCAAGCACCAGCGGACCCACGCGGCGGAGAAGGGUUUCCAGUGCCACACCUGCGGGCACACCUUCCCCACCAAGGGGAGCCUCACGGGGCACCAGAGGGAUGGCCACGCGGGAUCCGAGGCCCUGGCGGAGCGGGAGAGCUUGGAGGCGGUGGUGGAAUCGCUGAUGGCCGGAGGGCAGGGCCUUUUCCGCCCCGCUGAGGUCUCUGGGCAGCAGGGCGACGACGGGCAGCCGGUCUUGAUCGUCGAGCCGGGGACUCGGCCGCUGGCUCUGUCGCAGACGAAGAAGGGGGUCUUCUGGAAGCCUGAGCUGCCCAAGCCCCCCGCCCCGGAACAGAAGCAGUACAUCUGCAACGAGUGCGGGAAAGGCUUCGUGUCGUGGUCGGCUCUCACCAUCCACCGCCGGAUCCACACCGGCGAGAGGCCUUACCAGUGUGGCGAGUGCGAGAAGCGCUUCAGCCAGAAGCCAAACCUGGUCCGGCACCAGCGCUACCACACGGGGGAGAAGCCCUACCCCUGCGCUGAGUGCGGGAAGCGUUUCGUCCAAAAGCACCACCUCGCUAAGCAUCAGCGGGUGCACAGGAAGGGCGCCCCGCAAGGGCCGGCACCCGCUCUGAAGGUGGAGGCGCGGUAGGGACCGCCGGCUUGGCGGGUCGUUGCCAAAACUUGACUUUCUUGCAGGCCAGGACAAAGAGUGUGCGUGUGCGUUUGUGUGUGUCUGUCCGUCCGUCCAUCUGUCCAUUCUGCUUAACUGUAAUCUUCUAUUUUGCGUUUGUGGUUUGCAAGAGUGUGGUCUUGCUGCGGGAUCUGCUGCGCCAAUGCUGUACCACAGGGGUCAGCAAACUUUUUCAGCCGGGGGCCGGUCCACCGCCCCUCAGACCUUGUGGGGGGCCGGACUAUAUUUUGGAAAAAAUAAUGAAGGAAUUCCUAUGCUCACAAAUAACCCAGAGAUGCAUUUUAAAUAAAAGGAUACAUUCUACUCGUGUAAAAACACCAGGCAGGCCCCACAAAUAACCCAGAAAUAAAAGGACACAUUCUACUCAUGUGAAAACACACUGAUUCCCGGACCAUCCGUGGGCCGGAUUUAGAAGGCGAUUGGGCCAGAUCUGGCCCCCGGCCUUAGGUUGCCUCCCCAUCCUGCGUUGGGAUACCAGGUCUGGGUAAAGGGCAACAACAUGGACUCAGCUGCUGCUCCUUUGCAGGUUUCCCCACCCCAGACUUAGGUCAAGAGCGUGUCCUUUGCAUAAGGGCUCCCAAAUAGUAGUCACAACAUUAAGGAGCCUGAGCGUGGUCCAAAAGAUUUGGACUACAACUCCCAUCAGCUUCCAGGUGUGUUGAGCUGUGUCAGUUAAUGGGAGUUGUACUCCCACACAUCUGGAGGGUGGCCAUUCGUGGUUGGCGCAAAGGAGAAGCGUUGUAUGAGGAUGGGCAGGGCCUUCCUGGUGUUGGGACCUCAGGGGUUGUGCCUGAUGCAGAAUGGAUAUGGUGUUGCUCAGUGUCCUUUGCUGGGUGGUCAGAACAGGUCAAAAGAAGUUUCCUGGCUGAUGUGUGAGGUGUGAACUUAUUUCCUGGUGAGCUUGUCCACAUAUCCCUGAACUUAACUGAAGUAUGGAGGGGACAGCCACCUCAUACCAGGCACCAGGGCACUGCAUGUGACCAACCAUGUCAAAUAUAGCUCACCAGGAGCUGGGUAACCUCUUUUUUGCCAUUUUUCUGCAACUGCGAAAAUAAGGUAGUUGUCGAAAGUGUUGUGAUCCAUUCUGGCUGGGCUACAUUCAGUGUAGCACAACCUUCAGCAACCUGGUGCCCUCUGAGGUAUCUUGGACUACAACUCCCAUCAGCCCCCAGCCAGCACAGCAUGAUGGGAGUUGUAGUCCAAAGCAUUUAGUAGGGAACCAAGCGGCGAAAGACGGAAAGGCUAUUAAAAGUUUCUUUUUAAAACUUGCCUCUUGCAUCCUUUCUGCAUCCAGCAAAAGUUCGGAGUUAGCUCAUGACCUGGUGCUCCUAGUUUCUAACAGACUCCAAACUUUGCCCGGCUCCUCUCAUCGCUGACCCCACAGAGACCCCCUUCUGGAAGGAAGCAAGGUUUCUUCCGAACCUUAGGGCAGAGUCUUUGGUGCCCAUUGAGCGUUAAAUUUCUAAAGAUUGGAAAGAAAUCUUAACAACUUGCUCGUUUCAGACCCGCGGAGAGGACCGACGUUCUUCCAAAGGGCAGAUCCACUCCUGCUCAUUCAGACAUAACCCCUUCAUUCUGUCAUGUGUGAAUCCGUGCCUCAAGUGCAUUUACCGCAGGGAGACCAUUGGUCACUUGAGAGCGGGGCCUUUCCUUGGGGGGGGGGUGGAGAUUCCAUUAAAACAUCUGUGAAAUGUG